Messenger RNA from Rhododendron vialii, 2378 nucleotides. RefSeq names its product serine/threonine-protein phosphatase 7 long form homolog. The coding region runs from base 120 to 2321 and encodes 733 amino acids. The transcript is spliced from 6 exons. NCBI's taxonomy places the organism in Eukaryota, Viridiplantae, Streptophyta, Magnoliopsida, Ericales, Ericaceae. Gene Ontology annotation, biological process: meristem development; meristem maintenance. The record is from RefSeq and is a predicted model, not a curated record.
CCUUAAAUUGAGUAGGUGCAAAACCCCUUGUUCAAGUCUUUAUAAAUUUGCCUAUAUUUUGUUUAGCAAUGUGGAUAAUAUGUUGAAAUUGACAAUUAAUCUAAAAUAUAGGUCAUACUAUGGACCUCAGCCUUAAUGCGUUUCGUAGUCCUGACCUGGGGCCCAGAGAUGGGUCGAUUCUACAUUUACAACAGCAGCACCGCUCUCGAGAAGUCUGGGAAGCAGAUCGCACGCGGCCUGUGGAUUCAAAAAAAGUCAGAGUUCGUAGUGCGAAGAAAGGUAUACGAGCAUUGCCAUGGCCGUCACCCCCUGUUUUAGAGUUGAUACGGCGUGCUCGUUUAGAGGGCCUUUGUUCAUUGCCUUUUGUGUCCGUGGAUUGGGGUCUCAUUACAGCACUUUUAGAGCGAUGGUGGCCUGAGACACACACGUUCCACUUGCAGCCCGGUGAGUCCACAAUCACGCUACAAGAUGUUGAGGUUUUGUUAGGCAUUCCAGUUGACGGUAAACCUGUGACUGGAAAUACAAACUUGAAGCCUAAUGAUUUAUGUAAGCAUCUAUUGGGGGAACAACCUACAGAAGAGUCGGACAUAAACGGGAUGAAGGUCAAGGCUAGCUGGUUAAGUGAUAGGUUCACUGGCCAAGUAGAGAAAGGGGCUGACCCAGAGGUUGUUGCGCGCCAGGCACGCGGCUACUUGUUGUUGCUUAUGGGGGAGACUAUAUUUGCUGACCACUCAAGGGGAUAUGUGCACUUAGCUAACCUAGAACGUUUGGAGAACUUUGAUGAAGCUGGAACGUACAGUUGGGGCAGUGGUGCUCUUGCCAAUCUCUACCAUAACCUAUGUCAUGGUUGUAAGGCUGGCACAAAACAGAUUACUGGUUGCUUCAUACUAUUGCAGGUUUGGGCUUGGGAGCGGUUGCCCUACUUUGCCCCUGGACGAUUAGGGAAGCGUGCUCCGAAGGCUGGUGCUCCACUUAUUGGACGGUGGGACGAUAUAUUUCAUUCCCCUGACUUGGCGACCCAUCUCGUAGGCUCUUACAGGUACCACCUUGACAUCCAGAGACCAGAUGUGGUCAUUUGGACCCCAUACAGUGAGGAGCUCCUUGAGUCUCUACCAGAAUAUUGUCGGGCUGGCAGAGCUGUUUGGCGGGCUACUGUUCCCCUAAUUUAUUAUGCUACUUGUCAAUAUCACCAGCCCGAUCGAGUCAUGCGCCAAUUUAGUUUCCGCCAAUGCAUCCCACCACCGUCUCGCUCUUUAGAUCCGCCGCACGGCAAAACCCUUCAAAGUGGUGCGUUAGAUUGGGCCUUGAAGUACCGGACAAUUAUAGAAGUUUGGAAUUAUAGACUUAAUCUAGUUGUACCGCCGAGUGAUAUCGACUUAGUUGAAUACCCCUUCGACGACCCUUACGUGGCUUGGUAUGAUAGGAUUACCAAGCGUUGUAUUAGCCGUGUUGGUUGUGGCGUAGAUGGAGUGACUCGUUGUCUUAAGGCCCUUAAUAUGCCGGGGGUCCCCGCCGCUUACCGAGAUGUUGCUUUGGCUGGGCUUAUGCACAUGGGCGUGUUCCAAAAGUUUUUGCGCCUUCAACCCCCACAACACGGUGUUUUUAAGGGCAACCAGGAGUUGGGUGAGCACGGUGAGGGCGUAUUAGAGGAAGAACUCCAACCACAAGACGAUGCAGCUGGCCACGGACAUGACCAUCCUCACGUGGAACACCCCAACGAUAAUAUUCCAAUUCCACAACAUGCACCACCACCACAUGAACCUAGUUUUUCUCCUCUCCCACAUUUUGCCUCAUUUGUGAUGAGUCCGUCUAUUUUUGACUCUCCAGUAGUUGAACCGACAAGUGGCGGUGGUUCGUCAUCUCAGACUUGUUCACAUUCAGAGGUACCUUGGGAGCAAUUAGAAGUGGUUGGAUUUGGUGCAAGUACAUUGAGUCAUGAUAGUUUGGUGCAGGCAAAGAGGAGGAAAAUUGAUGAGAGUAGUUUAGGGGAUGUAGGGGGGUCGGUUAGAGAUGGAGAUAUCACUCAGUUAGGUUUGGACACCCAAGACUUCCACGUUGACCCGCAACACGAGGCAGAGGUAGAGUUGGAUUUUGUGUCGAAUAAUGAUGGUCAGGAUGAUGAGGUUGAGGAAGAGGCGGACUUUCAGGAAUCAAUUGUAGGGGGAGACAGAAAGGGUGGACGAGAGGUCACUCAAUCUACUACUAAGACUCCUGUUGUUGCCCAACGUAGGAGUAAGCGGCAGAGAAAGAAGCCACGUUGUGUUACGGGUGGCACAAUGUGCAAGGAUGGAGGGGAAAAGACUAAGCGGGCUUGCCACUAAAGGUAGGGUAUGUGCAUAUUAUGCUAUUGGUUUUUUUGUUUAAUAUAGAUAACGUUA